GCUGCGGCCGGGGUGCGCGGAGCCGCUCGCUCCGCGGGCUCUAGCGGGAGACAGGGCGAGCGCGGACACCCCGCCAGGGCGCCCGGCGGCCCCGGCCAUGGACAGCGACGAGGACACGCUGGAGGAGACCGUGGAAGGGCUUCUGGAUGAUGAUGGGUUGCCACAUGGGUUCUGUACAGUCACCUAUUCGUCCACAGACAGAUUUGAGGGAAACUUCGUGCAUGGAGAAAAGAACGGCCGUGGCAAGUUCUUCUUUUUUGAUGGAAGCACACUGGAAGGGUAUUAUGUCGAUGAUGCUCUCCAAGGCCAGGGACUCUACACAUAUGAGGAUGGAGGAGUUCUUCAUGGCACACAUAUGGAUGGAGAACUUAAUGGACCUGCCCAGGAAUAUGACAUUGAUGGACGACUAAUAUUCAAAGGGCAGUACAAAGAUAAUAUUCGACAUGGCGUGUGUUGGAUAUAUUACCCGGAUGGAGGCAGCCUUGUAGGAGAAGUGAAUGAAGAAGGGGAGAUGACAGGGGAAAAAAUAGCCUAUGUGUAUCCUGAUGAGAAGACUGCAUAUUAUGGAAGGUUCAUAGAUGGAGAAAUGAUAGAAGCAAAACUAGCAACUCUUACAUCUGUAGAGGAGGGAAAGCCACACUUUGAACUGGUACCAGGCAGCCCAGUAUACAGUUUUGAUAAAUCUACUUCAUCUUGCAUUUCUACAAAUGCACUUCUUCCUGAUCCUUACGAGUCAGAGAGGGUAUAUGUUGAUGCAUCUCUCAUUUCCAAUGCUGGCGAAGGAUUAUUUUCUAAAAUAGCAGCAGGAUCGCACACGGUUAUGUCAUUUUACAAUGGAGUGCGAAUUACACACCAGGAGGUGGACAGCAGAGAUUGGGCCCUCAACGAAAACACAAUAGCCCUGGAUGAUGAAACAGUCAUAGAUGUGCCAGAGCCUUACAACCAUGCCACCAAGUAUUGUGCCUCGCUGGGACAUAAGGCCAACCACUCCUUUACUCCUAAUUGCAUCUAUGACCCGUUUGUUCAUCCUCGUUUUGGGCCAGUCAAGUGUAUACGCACCAUCAGGGCUGUGGAGAAGGAUGAAGAACUAACAGUGGCUUAUGGAUAUGAUCACAAUCCCAUCGGGCAGAAUGGGCCAGAAGCACCAGAAUGGUACCGGUUGGAACUGAAAGCCUUCCAGGCUGCCCAGCAGAAGUGAAAUGCAGGCAAAUGCUCAGUUCAGCAAACUGAAAUAGAAACUUUGAUCUAUGCACUACCUUUAUACUAAAAACUGGACAACCAGGGAUUUGUUCAUGCUGUUGCAUCAUAACCUUUCAUUCAAUGUUAGAAAUAAGUUUCUUGCAUAUUAACUAGGUUUGACUGCGUUAUUCAUAGCAGAUUUAAAAUUAGCUAGUGUUGCACCAAUCUUAUCUGAAAGAAUUAUUAAAUAUUCUAUACAAGGCAGAGUGAUAUUUUUAGUAGCUUUUAUCAAAUUCUGCACCAUAUGCAAAGAUGCCAAAAGAUUAGACAGAAAAUGAAAAGAUCAUUCACUUUUAGUCAGCAGACUUCAGUGUUACUAUUUCUACGGCCUAGGCAUUACUGUGCAGCUGCAUUUUACAUACAUGCCAUUUGUGAUGAUAAUAUUUUGAUAUUCUCUAAUAGUGUAAUUUGCCUUUUUAAACCUUUGAUCUUUAAACCUUUGAUCUUAAUCUUGCAAUAGAGCAGUUUAUUUAUUGGUGUAUAGGAAGCUGGGUUUUUAAUUCCCUCGUCCUCUUAUCUGAGCAUUUGUUCUUUCUACAAAUCCUCUCUUGCAGGAGAAAACCUUUCUAACAAGUGAAAAAGGUUUGUGUACUUGAGAGAGAGUGCCGUGUAUAGAUCUCUGUGGCAUUUUAUAUAAAUAGUUUUAGUGACGUUCAUGUCCAAAACAAAAACUUGUUUGGCCUUUGGGGCUGGGAUACACUGUUUAAUUAUGAUUAUCGCACAUGAAUUAACAUGUAUUUUCAUGAAGAUGCUCAAAGAGGAGAAAGUGGGGUUUAACUUCAUUAUUUUUAAAGAUUGACAUUGAGGAACUGGUGCUGGAAUUGUUUGUUUUGUAUAGUGAGGGUGCUGAGAGCCAUCAAACCAAACUAAACCAUUUAUAUGACGGAAACCACUUCAAGCCAGGGGGUGCAGGAGACCCCCAGCACCCUUACUUCCAGCACCUAUGUUCGGGGUGGGGGGAGCGUUGGAUGGUGUCUAGGGGAUUUCUUUCUGUCUCACUUACCAGAGCUACUAAUUCUUAAGGUUGAAUUCUGCCUUUGAAAGCAUAUUUCUCUUUUGAAGUCAGUAGAAGUGUAUGCAACUGCAGGCAGAAGGUAGUCCUGGAUUAGUAUAGAGCAGGGGUGGGCAAACUUUUUGGCCUGAGGGCCGCAUCAGGUUUCAGAAAUUGUAUAGAGGACCGGUUAGGGGAGGCUGUGCCUCCCCAAACAGCCAGGCGUGGCCCGCCCCUGCCCCUUAUCUGACCCUGACCCUGCUUCUUGUCCCGUGACACCCCCCAAUCCCCUACCCCUAACUGCCCCCCGCCACUCCAUCCAGCCCUCUUCUCCUUCCUGACUGCCCCUCGGGACCUGUUCCCAACCCAACUACUCCUUCUCCCUGACAGCCCCUGGAACUCCUUCCCCCAUUCAACCCCCCAUUCCCCGCCCUCUGACCACCCACACUCCUGUCCACACCUCCAGCCCCGACCACCCACCGAAUUCCCCUGCCCUCUAUCCAACCCCCCACUCCCACUUCGGCCCCCAUACCACACUGCCUGGAGCACCAGUGGCUGGUGGCGUGGCUGCACCAGACCAGCCACGCACUGCGCAGCACAGAGCACCGGAUCAGGCCAGACUCUGCAGCUGUGCUACCCCAGGAGCUUGCAGUCCCGCCGC
This is a messenger RNA of Gopherus evgoodei (Goodes thornscrub tortoise), 2891 nucleotides long. RefSeq names its product SET domain containing 7, histone lysine methyltransferase (gene SETD7). Lineage: Eukaryota; Metazoa; Chordata; Testudines; Testudinidae. Gene Ontology annotation, cellular component: chromosome. The coding region runs from base 98 to 1198 and encodes 366 amino acids. The transcript is spliced from 8 exons. Gene Ontology annotation, molecular function: histone H3K4 monomethyltransferase activity; protein binding. The record is from RefSeq and is a predicted model, not a curated record. Gene Ontology annotation, biological process: regulation of DNA-templated transcription.